AUCUGGGAGAACAAAGAAACAAAGAAAGAACCACUGUCAUUAGGGAAAACAGUCAGUGAGCUUACCACAACACAAUCUAUACAAACAUCAGAAUGGAGGAACACGCAGAAAAAGUGAUCGAGAUUUCCUCCAAGGCGAGAUAUCUUUACGAUCGUUGUCUGGGAUUUCAGAUCUAUAAUGGCUCAACACAGUGUACCAGGGAAUCCUCGAAAACACAGACCAACACCAUCGACAUCCGCUCUCUAAACAGUGUGCUACAUGUCGAUGCCAACAAGAAAAUGGUCCUCGUCGAGCCCAGUGUACCAAUGGAAAAUCUUGUCGCGGCUACUUUGGCCCAUGGGCUGAUUCCACCGGUAGUGAUGGGAUACCGAAAUAUCACGGCCGGGGGUGCAUUUGCGGGCACAUCUGGGGGGAGCAGUUCCUUUCGACACGGAUGUUUCGAUCGAACGGUAACCCGCAUUGAGGUUGUUCUGGCGAACGGGCAAGUCAUGAGGGCGUCGACGACAGAGAAUACGGAAUUGUUUUACGGAGCCGCGGCAUCAUUUGGAACGCUGGGUGUCGUGACAUUGCUGGAGAUACAAUUGUUCCCGGCGAAGCCAUGUGUCCGGUUGGAAUAUCGGCCUGUAUCGUCAGUGUCGCAGGGUGUAUCUGAGAUUCAGAGGUAUACCACCAACACCGAUUGCCAUUAUCUCGACGGAAUCAUGUAUAGUCGGGACAAAGGUGUUCUUUCCGCAGGUUAUUUGAGCGACAAGCCCUCCGAGUCCACACCGGUGCAACAUUUCACGCGGUCCACAGAUCCGGGGUUCUGCAUGCACAUGGAGGAGAUCCUGGCCAGAGGCACCCCUGCAGAGGAUUACAUCCCGUUAGUCGAUUAUCUCUUCCGGCACGACAGAGCAGGCUCCUGUAUUGGCAAGCAUGCAAGCGGCCUAUUCAGACAGUACACUAUCCAAGACAUUGCGGUACCGUACGAUGGUGCGUCUGAAUUUAUCGACUAUCUGGAUGAUUCCUUCGGACAGUAUCCGAUCUGUUUCUGUCCAGUUCGACAAAUCACACCCCGUCCUGAUGGUUCCAAGGUUCACGGGCUCAUGGCCCAGCAUUAUUCAUCCGAGUCAAUUCCGAAAGAAUCAGAAGUGCUACUCAGCAUCGGUAUCCAUAGCCCAGGACCGAGACCCGAGGAGGAAUUCAUCGAAUUCAACCAUUCAAUAGGACGAAAAGUGCACGCGCUCGGCGGCCAGAAAUGGCCGUACGCGCGCACAUACCACACCGAGGCAGAAUUCUGGUCAAUUUAUGACCGGCAAUACUUCGAUCGCUUACGUCGGAGGUACCAUGCUAUCUAUAUGCCCACGCUCUAUGAAAAGACGGAGUGUCUGCUUGGUCGGAAGAAGAAAUUGAAUGUGUUUUCGGGGGAUAUAUCGGCGUGGUUCGUUUUCUUGGUUGCUGGGUUGUACUACGUUGUGACGGGUGGUGGACUUUGAGGGGUGAAUGGAGUGAACGUUUUGGUUUAUGUAGGUUUGAAUUCUCUAUAGUAAUAUAU
This is a messenger RNA of Aspergillus glaucus CBS 516.65, 1534 nucleotides long. RefSeq names its product FAD-binding oxidoreductase. Gene Ontology annotation, biological process: steroid metabolic process. The transcript has 3 exons. Gene Ontology annotation, molecular function: Delta24(24-1) sterol reductase activity; FAD binding. Bases 93 to 1475 code for a protein of 460 amino acids. The record is from RefSeq and is a predicted model, not a curated record. Lineage: Eukaryota; Fungi; Ascomycota; Eurotiomycetes; Eurotiales; Aspergillaceae. Gene Ontology annotation, cellular component: cytoplasm; membrane.